AGAAGCCAACAGGAAGAAUAGAGUAGAAAAGACGACUUUACUUGUCACAUCUUAUCACAGUACAGUGAAUAUAAUUCUUCGCAUAUACGCACUUUGGAGACUGUGUUCAGCGCGCAGGGUCAGCAGUGAUACAGCAGGACUGAGAAAGAAGCAGAUAAAAACAAUAGCGUUUUAAGGCGACCCUGGAUUAUGUGAUCUAUAUGUCAUGUCCUAAUGAUUACUUUGUGUGUCUAUGACAUGUUUGUCUGCUGUGUCUCGAGACCGCUCAGUGAAAGCGGUGGAUUAUAAAGAUCUUGUUUCCGGAAGUGCUAAAAAUAAACAAAACAUCACCUUGAAAGGAUAUUAUGAUUUUUAAAAAAUGUAUAGAAUGUUUAUUUUAUGAUUUAUGACGUUUUUACCGGACACACGUGAGCUUAUAUGUCAGAAACCUGUCCGAAGAUGUUCGGCUUUUCUCGGCUUUCUGCCGAAGGGAAAGUGGGCGUGGCUACAGGGGUCGUGUUCUUCUCCAUGCUCGUAUCCCGAACCGUGCUGUCGGAGCGCGUGGACAUGAUGACGCGCGCGCGGUUGUUUCGGGUGCAGUUUGUGUUGUUAAUCAGCUCCCUGCUGCUUCUCGGCUCCAUCUAUAUUUGGAAGCGCGUGGUGACGCGUCUGUGCGGCGCGAGACCACCGGACACCGCGGCCGCUGCCUGGGCGCACAGAUGUUGGCGCGCGGUGGUGCUGAUGUUCCUCGUGCUCGCUCAUUGCAGCUACCUGUGCAUGUUUUACCUGGUGCACACGGAACCGCACUGGCUGUCCAUGCUGAGCUUCAGCUGCCUCGGUGUUUACGUCAUCCUGCUGUUCUUCCUCAUGUUGUUUGGUUUAUCCAGCCGCAUGCUCCAGAUGUUCUCCAAGGGUUCUUCUGUGAUGGUGGUGGUGGUGAGCAGUUCAGCCAGACAAAGUGUUCUUGCUUUAGUGAUGACUGCGCUGUUGACCGUGUACGGGCUGUUAAACGCCGCACAGCCACCACAAUUGGUGGAAGUCGAGGUUCCUCUGGAGAAACUGCCAGCUUCGAUGGAUGGCCUCAAGGUGGUUCUGCUUUCAGAUAUCCAUCUAGGGCCAACAGUCGGGCGCUCACAACUUCAGCGCAUUGUCACCAUGGUCAAUCAGCUAGAACCAGAUGUGGUGGUGAUUGUAGGUGAUUUGACCGACUCUCAGGUGACCCGUUUGAGGACGGCUGCAGAACCGCUGGCUCUCCUCAGACCUCGACUCGGCUCAUACUUUGUGACAGGGAACCAUGAGUACUACACCGCUGAUGUGGACAAUUGGUUCGAGUUUCUGCGCUCGAAGGGAAUAGAACCUCUACACAACAGCCAUGCUCGUGUGUUCAGACCCGGACAAACGCAGGACUGGUUCUGUCUCGCUGGAAUCGAUGACCUGGAAGCUAGCAUGCUGCGGUAUCCUGGUCACGGGAUGGAUGUUGAGAAAGCCCUGAGUGGUUGUAGCGAAGAUCGUCCGAUUGUCCUCCUGGCUCAUCAACCUCACGCUGCUAAACAAGCGCUCCAGCAAAGACCAGAUAUCAACUUAGUGCUGUCAGGUCACACUCAUGCUGGUCAGCUCUUCCCUCUCACUGUCCUGGCGUUCCUGAUGAAUCCGUACUUCUGUGGACUUUACCGCAUCUCGGAAAACACUAUGAUCUACGUUACUCCUGGAACGGUUUAUUACGGCAUUCCAAUGAGAAUCGGCAGCCGCGCAGAGAUCACACAGAUCACAUUGAAAUCACACUGAGUGUAAACACACUCUCACACACACACACACAUACGUUUGUUUGUAUGCUAGAAAAAGCCUUUUUUUUUAGCUAAUUGGUUUAAAGGUUGUUUGUGUCAUAACCCAUAAUAAGAUGAAUAAGAACAAUUUGUUGUCUCUGUUAUCACUGCGUCAUUCACAAUCACUAAUGAAUUCAAUACAUUCACACCUGCGAGCAACAAAGCUACACAGUGCCAUGAUUUCAGUGACGAAACAACACUUUUUAUUAAUUUUAUGCAAAUUACUAAAGAAGCGUCAAAUACGAUUGAUUCCUCGGACCGAAUCCUAGCACUCGACUCUGAGCUCGGGUUAUUGUCCUCAUCCUCCUUGUAUCUGUGUUGGGUCUCAGUUUCCUCCAAGCUCCAAAAAACAAUUGUAGGUGGAUUUAUGACGUUAAACUGCCCACAUGUACAAAUGUGUGUGCGUGAAUUCCCAGCUCACACACAGCUUUCCCAGGAUAACAUUGGACCCACUACGGCCCAGACUAGGAUGAAGGGUUUACUGAGGAUAAAUGAAUGACUAGAAGCCUUUUGUCACGAAUACAUUACAUUUUUCACAUAUCCCAACUUUGGAGGUUGGGAUCAGAGCACAAGGUCCGCCAUGAUACAGCACCUCUGGAGCAGUGAGAGUUAAGGGCCUUUCUUAAGGGCCCUACAUUGGCAGCUUGUCAGUGCUGGGUUUUGAACCCUGUUCCUCCGAUCAAGAACCUUAACCACUUGAGCUCAACUGCUUGUCCUUUACUUUAGCUAAAGAAAUUAACAAUAACAUUCUUGUAAUUGGUGUAAAUCCAGACCAUAUGACUGUCUGCUGUCAGUUACUGAAGCUAUGUGGACUACAAAAAGUGCACCUGAGGUCACACACAGACCUAAUCUAGCUUGAGUCAGGGUUUCUAGAAUAUAGUUCGGAUUAUUUAAUUGCCAUUCAUAUGAUAUAUGUAUUGUUUAUUAUUGCUGUUUAAUUAAAUAUUAUUCACAUGA
Molecule: messenger RNA, 2759 nt
Organism: Tachysurus vachellii
Lineage: Eukaryota; Metazoa; Chordata; Actinopteri; Siluriformes; Bagridae
Gene: tmppe
Product: transmembrane protein with metallophosphoesterase domain
Exons: 5
Coding region: 418-1764 (448 amino acids)
Molecular function (GO): hydrolase activity
Source: RefSeq, a predicted model, not a curated record